Molecule: messenger RNA, 195 nt
Organism: Trichophyton rubrum CBS 118892
Lineage: Eukaryota; Fungi; Ascomycota; Eurotiomycetes; Onygenales; Arthrodermataceae
Exons: 1
Coding region: 1-195 (64 amino acids)
Biological process (GO): carbohydrate metabolic process
Source: RefSeq, a predicted model, not a curated record
AUGGAACCUGAAGGAAUUCCCAUUUGUGGUUAUACUCAUAUCAGUUUUGCCUUUCUUUACAUUAACCCGGUAACAUUCGCCGUCGAGCCCAUGGUCAAGAAUCAGGAAGACCUCUACUCCCGUGUUACUGCCUUGAAAAAGAAGGAAGCCGGGGCUCAAGGUCUGGGCCUCCAUUGGUGGAUCGGACUUCAAUGA